Ostreococcus lucimarinus CCE9901 is the source of this 855-nucleotide messenger RNA. RefSeq lists its product with no specific name. NCBI's taxonomy places the organism in Eukaryota, Viridiplantae, Chlorophyta, Mamiellophyceae, Mamiellales, Bathycoccaceae. Gene Ontology annotation, biological process: protein histidyl modification to diphthamide. Gene Ontology annotation, molecular function: diphthine synthase activity. Bases 1 to 855 code for a protein of 284 amino acids. The record is from RefSeq and is a predicted model, not a curated record. The transcript has a single exon.
AUGCUGUACCUCAUCGGCCUCGGCUUGGGAAAUGAACGCGACGUCACGCUGCGAGGGCUGGACGCGAUCAAGCGCUGCUCGAAGGUGUACUUGGAGGCGUAUACAUCCGUCUUGGGCGUGGACGUGCGAGCGAUGGAGGCGCUGUACGAGAAACCGGUGCGAACGUGCGAUAGGGCGUUCGUCGAGCAGGGCGUCGACGCGGUGCUGGACGAAGCGUUGAGCGAAGACGUCGCGUUCUGCGUCGUCGGUGAUGCGUUCGCGGCGACGACGCACUCUGAUUUAGUGCUGCGAGCGAUCGAACGCGGAGUGGCGGUCAGACCGGUGUAUAACGCGAGCAUCAUGAACGCGGUGGCGGGCACCGGGUUGUCGCUGUAUAAUUUCGGCAAGGCGGUUUCAAUUUGUUUCUUCACGCAGACGUGGAGGCCAGACAGUUUUUACGAUUUGAUUCGAGACAAUCGGAAGAGUGGGGCGCAUACACUGUGCUUGUUGGACAUUCGAGUGAAGGAACCGACGGUGCGAGCGCUGUGUAAGGGGAUCGAGGAGUACGAGCCGGCGAGAUUCAUGACGGCGGCGACGGCGGCAAAGCAAAUGUUAGAGGUGGAGGAAAGUCGGGGAGAGGGCGUGUACGGUGAGGACACCAUGUGUGUCGCCGUUGCGCGCAUCGGUCAGGAUGAUGAAAAGAUUCGUGCGUGCACGCUCGGGGAGAUGCGUCGCGUGGACAUGGGCGCGCCGUUGCACUCGCUCGUGCUCGUCGGCGACGUCAUGGAGAUCGAGUCCGCCAUGUUAGCCACGCACGCCGUCAAGCCCGAAGACUUUUACGACGGAGAUGCACCGUGUCAAAUGCUCGACGGGUAG